Messenger RNA from Drosophila sechellia, 748 nucleotides. RefSeq lists its product as uncharacterized. The transcript has 4 exons. The record is from RefSeq and is a predicted model, not a curated record. Gene Ontology annotation, molecular function: zinc ion binding. Gene Ontology annotation, cellular component: nucleus. Lineage: Eukaryota; Metazoa; Arthropoda; Insecta; Diptera; Drosophilidae. Bases 1 to 588 code for a protein of 195 amino acids.
AUGGGGAGCAUAGAAAAGGCGUGUAUAUCGGGAUUUCUAUGCCGACUGUGUUCAGAGAUGCACCGCACAGUAAUACAUAUUUAUAGUGAUCAUGGCCAGCGUUUGUGUCUUGUUGAGAAAAUCAACGGUUACCUACCAAUUACAAUAUCUCCGACUGAUCCAUUGCCAAAAACCAUAUGCAAAUCAUGUCUGCAUCGCGUGGAGCAGCAUUACUCUCUCCUGAUGCGUCUGACACGGAUGCGGGAGGAGCGCAAGUUUAAGUUAAUCAAAUACAAAGCACAAAGAAAUCCCUCGAUAUCCAGCGUGGAAUCGGAAGAGGACGUGAUAAAUUCAAGCUCGGUUCACGAGUGCCCCAAUCGGAAUGAGGAGGAUCAAGCGACCCCCCGCAGCGAGUCGACGAGCACCGCAGCUGAAACUCGUCCACAGACCCAGGAAUCCCAAACCCCCAAGUCAAGAAAGACCGCAGUGUCCACACGAAAGAGAAGCGAAAGGCACGAUGCCAGUGGUGCUGGCCCCAGCAAUAGACACCGAAAGAAAGAGACUGGCACAGGCAACUCGGAAAAGGUUGAAGGAACCCAUGCAGAUUAAUGACUGCUAACCUCGUCUCUGGUCGGUGGAGCUAUAUAUACGAGUACAUAUGUACAUAUAUAUAGACGCGUUUGUGUGUACGUUUAGAUUGGAAUAAAGUAAGCAUUGUAUUUAAUUGUCUAGUAAAUUUCGAAUACAGAUUAUAAGUGUACCAUUUAAA